Brettanomyces nanus is the source of this 1389-nucleotide messenger RNA. RefSeq lists its product as uncharacterized. The coding region runs from base 1 to 1389 and encodes 462 amino acids. Lineage: Eukaryota; Fungi; Ascomycota; Pichiomycetes; Pichiales; Pichiaceae. The transcript has a single exon. The record is from RefSeq and is a predicted model, not a curated record. Gene Ontology annotation, molecular function: N-acetyltransferase activity.
AUGCCUUCUAGAACACUUGGAGGAUUGGAAAAGUACUGCUUCUAUCGAAACUAUUAUAACUACUAUACCUGCGUUAUAUCUGUAGCGAGCUACUCGUCUGAUGUUGAUCCUAGCGAUUUAUGCGAGGCUUUGAAGGGUCUUCUAGUAGAGGAGACCGGAUUUGCACUCACUAUCAAACUGGACCGCAAGGAGAAUCCGGAAUUCAUCUUGUUGAAUAGGAUUCUUUACACAGAUUUAGUGGAGUAUAGAGAUGAGGAUUCUUUCGAUUUGGACGGUGAGACUACAAAGUUACUUGACACGAAGUUCUCACUCAUAGAAGGAACACAGCCGCUCUGGAAAGUCAUCGUUUUCAACAGACGUCAUAUUGUUUUUGUUGCUGAUCAUACCGUAUGUGAUGGCACAGGCAUCAUUAAUUUCCAGAGGUUGCUUUUGAAGCAUAUUAAUACAGCCAGAAAUAUACAAAAUAAGAUUGUUCCUAGCCCUUCAUCGAUAGUGUUUACUGGAGGCGAUGAUGUAAAUUUUAUGGAUCACACUGAGAGCUACUUUGAUUCGAAGCCUUCGAUCUCUUUUGUUAUUCGUAAAUUUGCGGAACGUCUAUUACCCGGCAGGCUUUGGAAUAUAGGAGGAAGGAGGAGACUUGGUAAGUACAAGCUUCUGGGUACCAAUUUACCCAUUCCUCAAGAGAUCCGUCCCAGCUUGCAUACAAAGUCAAGGUCUAUAAGUAUUGACAGAGGUACGCUUAGCAAAUUACUUUGCUUGACCAAGAAGCAUCGUGUGAAACUUACCUCGUUGUUGACGUACUUGUUGGCCAAAAGCUUUGUAAACGUUCUUCCUCAGGAAAUGAAAAGAUACGACUUACCAAUCCACAUUCCUGUCAACUGCAGACAGUUUAUCGAUUUUAGUGCGAUUCAAAUAGAGCAGCCCUGGUUUACAGCUCUGGCAGGUACAUACGCUGGUGAUAUCCAAACAACAUUGCCUGCCGUUAUGUCCACUAAGGACGACAGCAUCGAUUGGGAGUAUGUUCAGGCUGUACAGAGUCGGAUCAGUGAGGUCAUUCUGGACGAAACUCCUCAGUAUUCAGUUGGAAUGUUCAACAUGAUCAACAUGAGAAAUUAUGUAAAGGCUUUCUCUGGAAACUUCAAUGGGAUUGCUCUUGGAAUAUCUAAUGUGGGAUAUUUUGACUUCAAUGCUACUUACGAGAACAUGUACUAUAAGGUUGAAGACAUUUGGUUUACUCAAUGUAGUGGUGUAUCAGGAGCAUUAAUCACUGCCAACGUGGUUGGCUUUUCUGGCGGUCUCAGGAUAACGUUGAGUUACGACCAGGUGAUUCCAUACGCCGAUAAAGUUGAUGAAAUUAUUGAACAAAUGAGGAAAUAUCUAGUUAGUUGA